ACUACUCCAAGGUUAUUCCACAACUCAAGAAACACAAUUUCUUCUUGUUCCAUUUAUUCAAAGACUUCUCCACGUUCAAAAGAAUAAAGAUUAUUCCAAAAUACCAAAUAAAAUUAUAGAAAUUAUGUUCUAUGAUAUAGUAUAUGACUAUCAAAUAAGGGAGUCCAAUAUAUUCAGGCCGAUAGUGAACAUGCCAAACGAAGUGCCAAUAGACCCAAACCCUGAAGAAUUUAUCAAUGGUUUAGAAAUUUCUUACGCAAAUGAUUAUUAUUAUCACCCAACGUUUGAUUCGGUGACGAUUCCAGAAUUAGUGGUCAUCCCUCCUUUGCUUCCUCCAAAUAUUGGAAACGAAGGUAUUUGA
This is a messenger RNA of Ambispora gerdemannii, 361 nucleotides long. The record is from the annotation of a GenBank genome assembly. Lineage: Eukaryota; Fungi; Glomeromycota; Glomeromycetes; Archaeosporales; Ambisporaceae.